Messenger RNA from Eufriesea mexicana, 2283 nucleotides. It is a transcript of the gene Rop, whose product is annotated as Syntaxin-binding protein Rop. Lineage: Eukaryota; Metazoa; Arthropoda; Insecta; Hymenoptera; Apidae. Bases 1 to 1758 code for a protein of 585 amino acids. The transcript is spliced from 11 exons. The record is from RefSeq and is a predicted model, not a curated record. Gene Ontology annotation, biological process: vesicle-mediated transport.
AUGGCGCUCAAGGCACAAGUCGGUCAAAAGAUUAUGAAUGAAGUUAUUAAACAAAAGAGGACCGGAACAAGUGGUGUACAAUGGCGCAUUUUGGUAGUCGAUCAACUAGCCAUGAGGAUGGUAUCGGCAUGCUGCAAAAUGCACGAUAUCAGUGCACAAGGCAUCACUUUGGUAGAAGAUAUCAACAAGAAACGGGAGCCUUUGCCUACAAUGGAGGCGAUCUACUUGAUCACACCGUGCAAUUCCUCUGUCCAGAAGUUGAUCGAAGACUUCAGCAAUCCUACUAGAACUAUUUACAAAGUAGCUCAUGUUUAUUUCACAGAAGUGUGUCCGGAGGAGCUGUUCAAUGAACUCUGCAAGUCUCUCGCCGCUAAAAAGAUCAAAACCCUGAAAGAGAUCAACAUCGCUUUCCUGCCUUAUGAGUCGCAGGUUUUCUCCUUGGAUUCACGUGAAACAUUCGCUUGUUUUUAUAACGCUUCCUUCUCAAAUCUGAGGACAGCCAAUAUGGAAAGAAUAGCUGAACAAAUUGCGACACUUUGUGCUACUCUUGGAGAAUAUCCAUCAGUCAGAUAUCGAAAUGAUUUUGAUCGAAACGUGGAGCUGGCACAUAUGGUACAACAAAAAUUAGAUGCUUACAAAGCAGAUGAGCCGACAAUGGGUGAAGGACCCGAAAAAGCACGUUCUCAGUUGCUUAUAUUAGACAGAGGAUUUGAUUGCGUUUCACCAUUAUUACACGAAUUAACGCUACAAGCUAUGGCGUAUGAUUUGUUAGACAUUGAUAAUGAUGUUUAUAGAUUCGAAGCGUCAGCAGGCGUUCAAAAGGAAGUAUUAUUAGAUGAAAAUGAUGAUCUAUGGGUAGAACUUAGACAUCAGCAUAUUGCUGUAGUUUCACAAAAUGUUACCAAGAAUUUAAAGAAAUUUACAGAAUCAAAAAGAAUGCCACAAGGAGACAAACAGAGCAUGAGGGACCUGUCACAAAUGAUUAAGAAAAUGCCACAGUACCAAAAGGAAUUAAGUAAAUAUGCAACACACUUACAACUGGCAGAAGAUUGCAUGAAACGUUAUCAAGGAAAUGUAGAUAAACUGUGCAAAGUAGAACAAGAUUUAGCAAUGGGUACAGACCCUGAAGGUGAACGUAUCAAAGAUCAAAUGAAGAAUAUUACACCAAUUUUACUUGAUCAAAAUGUAGAUCACUUAGAUAAAUUACGAAUUAUCGCCUUGUAUGUUAUUGGUAAAAAUGGUAUUUCUGAAGAAAAUCUUAACCGUCUAGUUCAUCAUGCCCAAAUAUCUGCUGAUGACAAACAAACUAUAGUAAACAUGGCAAACCUUGGUAUUAAUAUAGUUGUAGAUGGUGGUAACCGCAGAAAAUUGUAUACUGUACAACGUAAGGAAAGAAUUACAGAACAAACUUAUCAGAUGAGUCGUUGGACUCCAGUUAUGAAAGAUAUUAUGGAAGAUGCUAUUGAAGAUAAACUUGAUUCCAAACAUUUCCCUUUUUUGGCUGGACGAGCAGCAAGUUCGGGAUAUCAUGCGCCAACUAGUGCAAGAUAUGGACAUUGGCAUAAGGAUAAAGGAUCACAAACUAUUAAAAACGUACCACGAUUAAUCGUUUUUGUCGUUGGCGGUGUUUGCUUCUCUGAGAUACGAUGCGCUUACGAAGUUACAAAUGCUUUGAAAAAUUGGGAAGUCAUAAUUGGUUCGUCACACAUAAUCACACCAAAAUCUUUCUUAGAUGACUUGAGUAAACUUCACGUAUAAGAAAUUUUUGUGUUGUAAACAAAAUAAAGACACAUUCCCGCAUUCCUAAUAUGCCAUUAGCUUUGGCUCCGUCAAUAAUAUCAGCUAUGAAAUUCCAUGGAUGAUUUCGAAUAUACAAUUAAAGUAUAAACUAAGGAACACAAAGUCAAUUUAAGUCGCGUAGUUAGUUAGCGACUAAUUAAAAAUAUUGGUGAAUGCCAUAUCAUUUGGCCAGAGUAUAAAUGGCGCCAGAAGGAAAAGAUAACCGAUAUUAAGUGCCUGCGCGAAUUAAAAAUUAAUAUGGAAUGAACAUACAUGUUGGCAAUACUGAUGCAAAUCGUACGGAGGUGCUUAAUGGUAAUUUAGGCUCGCGAAUGAUCUAGCUCAGAUAUCGUACGUUAUUCUAUGUCAUAUUAUCUCUUUGUUAAUAAUAAGCGACACGUUUAGCAGAGACAUUUGAUGUAUUGUAGUGGAGAAUCGUGAUAUUCGUGUACAUUUCUCGUUAUUAAUAUUUCGUUAUCUCCCGCUCCAAAAAUUAUCGAUUGU